AUGUUCAACGGAAAGGUUGUCACGGGUGAAAAGACGAGUGUGAAAUCGUUCAAUACGCGCAAUCGUAAACUCUAUCACGCGUCGGAUCUGCGGGUGUGGUACGAUCAAGACGUAAUGGAUGCAACAAUGACCGCUCUAGAGGAGUCCCAGGAACGCGACAGCGGCUGGGCGUUGGUGCAAAUACUGAAUCUUACAGUGAAUGUGAACAAUCAUAAUUUCAUGCUGGUCGCCGCGUUGUAUCCAAGUGUCAAACACUUUAAUCGACCGUUGCAGUAUUCCGCGUACGCAAGUGUAUUGAACUUUGAUAAAAUAGAGUUUCCAAUCACAUUGCACCAAGUCGCUCGUUUCGAACGCAACAACGUGUCCGUAAACGUGUUUACGGCGGCAGAACAGGGACACGGAUACGUGCCGUUGCACUUCACGUCAAACAAGAAGAACAACUCGCAAUUGAGCAAAAAGAAGACAGCGAAGUACAUAUGCGACCGAUGUCUACACUACUUCCACACAAGCAAAAAGCUACCAGAACACAUCGUGGACUGUGAACGAUUGAAUGACAGCGCAGUUAUUCUUUCCGCUAAGGGAAAAAACCGUUUGAGAUUUAAGAAUUAUAACAAGGAACGUGUUCCAAUGGUGGUACACGCCGACUUGGAGUGCGUAUUCGAAAAACAGAACGAAGAGCAGAACGCAUCAAGCUCGCACAAGUACCAAAGACACAGUGUGUUCAGCAUCGGUUACUACGUGAACUGCGCGCACAUCAACAUCGGAUACAGAUCCUAUAGAGGUGAGAACUGCGUGCAGUGGUUCGUGAAUAAACUGCACAAUCUGGCGAAACGUGCAAAGACAUUGUUUGCAAAAAACGUGCCUAUGGCGAUUUCCACACCGUUGGAAGUCUACGUUGUUCCCAUUGUGUUCUACAACUUGUCGGAGUACGACGCGCAUUUUAUUAUCAAAGAUAUGGCCACCGCUUUCAAGGUACUCGAGACAAAGACAUACAUAACUGCGUGCAAUUUGCGGUUCAUCGAUUCAUACAAAUUUCUGAGCAGAAGCUUAGAGAAGCUCGCGUCUUAUCUCGACAAGAGGGAACUGCAAGUGACUCGAAUGGAAUUCAGAGAUCUCUCCGCCGAGGACUUCGAACUGCUCACGCGAAAAGUUGUGUUUCCAUACGAAUAUGUGGACAGCAUCGACAAACUGUUGGAAACCAGUUUGCCACUGCAUGAAGCGGUUUACAGUUUGCUCACCGGUGAGACCGUGACAGAGAGCGAGUACGCGCACGCGACAAAUGUAUGGCGACAAUUCAACAUCGACAAUCUGGUAUCAUACAGUAAUCUAUAUCUGAAGACUAACGUACUUUUGCUGUCCGAUGUACUUGAAAAUUUUUGUCGCGAGUGCCUCGCGAGUUACGGACUGGAUCCCGCGCACUACUACACGUUGCCCGGAUAUACAUGA
Messenger RNA from Pseudomyrmex gracilis, 1446 nucleotides. RefSeq lists its product as uncharacterized. The record is from RefSeq and is a predicted model, not a curated record. The transcript has 6 exons. The coding region runs from base 1 to 1446 and encodes 481 amino acids. Lineage: Eukaryota; Metazoa; Arthropoda; Insecta; Hymenoptera; Formicidae.